Molecule: messenger RNA, 516 nt
Organism: Capsicum annuum
Lineage: Eukaryota; Viridiplantae; Streptophyta; Magnoliopsida; Solanales; Solanaceae
Exons: 3
Coding region: 1-516 (171 amino acids)
Source: RefSeq, a predicted model, not a curated record
AUGGAGUAUACAUUGUGCAAAGCUGGAAUUUCUGGGUUCAUUGGCGUGCCACGCUGUCUAGAUGGCACGAUAUGGGCAUGGCACUCUCUUGGUUGCAUUGUCAAAUGGCACAAAACAGAAAUGUCCAAGUAUGCCAAGUACUUGAAGGAUGUGGUGAAUAACAAGGUGAAGCUACAGGACAUUGAGACGGUGGCAUUUACUGAGAAGUACAACUUUGUGGUAAUGAAAAAGAUGCCCAAGAAGCUUAAGGACCCAGGGAGUUUUACCCUCCUUAUAGAGAUUAGUGAUAGCAAAGUGGUGCACACCUUGAGUGAUUUGGGGACAAGUAUAAAUUUGAUGCCUAUGUCAGUGUUUGAAAAUCUUAGUUUGGAGUCCAAACCAUCAAGAACCUCUCUAGACUAUCUCAUUGAGUUGCCCAAGCCACCACCUAAGUCUGACGGGAUGAUGAUUGAUGAGCUUGAAAAGGUUGUUGCUGAGAAAGAUGUUGACCUUGAGAUUUCACUCUUAAGAGGUUAG